Messenger RNA from Pisolithus orientalis, 3118 nucleotides. RefSeq names its product CAS/CSE protein. Gene Ontology annotation, molecular function: small GTPase binding; nuclear export signal receptor activity. Gene Ontology annotation, cellular component: cytosol; nuclear envelope. Lineage: Eukaryota; Fungi; Basidiomycota; Agaricomycetes; Boletales; Pisolithaceae. The coding region runs from base 87 to 3050 and encodes 987 amino acids. The record is from RefSeq and is a predicted model, not a curated record. Gene Ontology annotation, biological process: protein export from nucleus; protein import into nucleus. The transcript has 15 exons.
CGCGGUCGCGUCUGAUAGGACUCCAAGUGGCACUACAACGACUUUGCCUCUGCUACACAUCAUCCUACUGAUUGAUUGACAGCCAGAUGGCCGACAUUGCAUCGUUACUUCAAGCAUCGCUGCAGCCCGCGACGAGAAAGCAGGCAGAGCAACAGCUCGAUCAACUUACUCCCCAGCAAGGCUUCCUAACUCAUCUGCUACGUCUUAUACUCGACAAGACACAAGAUCGCUCGAUCCGACUUGCGGGGGGAAUAUAUCUAAAAAAUAUUACCAAGCUUAGAUGGGAAGAAGAAGUUGCACCUCUGUCUGAGCAAGACAAAUCCGCCAUUCGAUCAGAAUUGGUUCCUACAAUGAUAGCCCUUUCUGAUCCUACAGAAAAAUCAAUCCGUGCACAAAUCGCGGAGUCAGUCGCGCUCAUUGCAGAACUCGACUUCCCCGCAAAAUGGAGUAAUCUCAUUGAUCAACUCGUAAUGUCUCUUUCUCCAACAGAUUAUAACGUUAAUAUCGGCGUUCUCGAGACUGCCCACUCUAUUUUUCGGCAAUGGCGUCCGCAAGUGCGCUCAGACGCACUUUUUACGGAGAUCAACUUUGUGAUCUCACACUUCAUGGAUCCAUUCCUCCUCCUUUUCCGUCAGACAGCAACGAUCGUUUGCUCAUCACCCUCUCCCCCUAAUCUCAGUCUUGUGACACAAGCACAGAUCCUUCUAGCAGAGAUAUUUUACGAUUUCACCUGCCAAGAUCUCCCCCCCGCUAUUGAGGACUCCCAUGAAGAAUUCUUUGCCCCGAACGUCGGCUGGUUCCACCGCUUCCUGACCUGGGAUCCCCCUGAACUGAGAGGAGAUCCUGAUGAUGUCAACCCUUCCCUUCCCGCGCGAUUGAAGACAGUCAUUUUUGAAAUUGCCGAACUUUACAUCAAACUCUACUCCGACCAACUGACUCGUUCACCUACCAUCGAGUCGUUCGUUCAAGGUGUAUGGGAACUUGUUGGGUCCAACAAACUUCCCAAUGUAGCCAACGACCAACUUGUCUCCCAAGCCCUGUGCUUUGUUUCGUCGGCAAUCCGAUCCGGCUUCUACAAACCAUUAUUUUCGUCCAAAGAGAUUAUACAUUCUCUCGUGCAAGGAGUCGUUGUGCCGAAUGUCGGUUUGCGUGACCACGAGAUGGAACAGUUUGAAGAUGAUCCACUUGAAUUCAUCCGUCUUGACCUGGCACUCCCUUCUGGUUCCGGCGGGGCAGGAUCAGCAGAGGUAUCCACGAGACGGCAGGCCGCAGCAGAUGUACUGCAGGCACUGGUUGGCAGCGGAUACCAGACUGAAGCGACUGAGAUUGUGGGGUCGUGGAUCAGCACUGGCCUACAGCAGUACAACUCUAACCCUGCGCAAAACUGGAAGUCUAAAGACUGUGCUGUAUACCUCCUGACCGCUAUUGCAACAGAAACUUCUACGGCGAAGCUGGGUGUGACCUCAAUCAACGCACAAGUUGAUGUGGUGAAGUUCUUCUCUGACCAUGUGUUCCAAGAUCUGCAGGCCGCCCAAAGCAGCGUGCACCCCAUUUUGCAAGUUGAUGCAAUCCGCUUCCUUCUAACCUUCCGUAACCAGUUAACGAAGGAGCAACUACUAUCUGUCUUGCCUCUUCUUAUCAACCACCUGAAGUCGGAUAAUUACGUUGCAUACACAUAUGCUGCCAUCACCAUUGAUCGUAUCUUGUCCAUAAAAAAGGGCUCACAGCUCAUGUUCUCCCAAGCAGACGUUCAUGACUUUGCUGCUGACCUGCUCGGUGUCAUCCUAACAAAGAUCGAGGGAGCAGGGUCGCCGGAGAAAGUGGCGGAGAAUGACCACCUCAUGAAAUGUGCUAUGAGGAUAAUUAUUACGGCACGACAGACGUUGACCCCAUUAUACCAGCAAGUCCUUCAGAAGCUCGUUACUAUUCUUGGUGUCAUCUCCAGGAACCCAAGCAAUCCCAACUUCGACCAGUAUAUUUUCGAGAGUAUAUCGGCUCUUAUGAGAUUCGUUGUCCACGGUACUCCUUCAACCCUGCCAACUUUCGAACAAGCACUGUUCGGUCCUUUUACAUUCAUCCUUCAACAAGACAUCGAUCAGUAUAUCCCCUAUGUUUUCCAGAUUCUGGCCCAAAUGCUUGAUAUGCAUACUACCAGCGUUCCAACCGAAUACCAUGCUCUCCUUCCAUUCCUCCUCAUGCCUGCGCCGUGGCAACAGAAGGGUAGCAUCCCUGGUCUCGUCAAGCUUUUAACAGCGUUUCUUGCGCGCGACGCGAACGAAAUGGUUACGAAGAACCAAAUAGUAUCAGUUCUUGCCAUCAUUCAGCAAAGGCUUAUACCAUCGAAAGUCAACGAUGCUUGGGGCUUUGAGCUCUUGCAGGGGGUUAUGCUACACGUACCUCCUACCUACCUGCAACAAUACUUCAGGGUCUUGCUCAUGACCCUUCUCACGAGGUUGCAGACGAGCAAAACCGAUAAAUACGCAUACCAUUUCUCCCAUUUCCUACUGUUCACAAUGGCCAUCAACGUCGAGGGUCUUGGUCCAAAUUAUGUCAUAUCUACCGUUGAAGGCAUUCAACCUCAAUUGUGGUCGCAGAUCUUGACGACUUUCAUCAUUCCGCAAGUUCCAAAAAUGCCACACAAAGAUCGCAAGGUCGCCGCUAUUGGCUUAACGCGAAUGUUGACCGAGAGCCAAGUAAUGCUCACGGAGCCUGCUUCGCGCAACUGGCCGUCUGCAUUCACAGCACUUGUGAAGCUCUUCAACGAACCGCAAUAUCUAACCAAGACUUCUACAGAAGACGCCGCCGCCGCCACAGGUCUUACCGAAAUUGACUAUGAAGAGCAAACUGCAGGGUAUCAAGCUGCGUACUCUCGCCUUGCGGCCGCCGAGAGUGCCACUGUCGACCCUGUCGCGUACGUCAAGGACCCGAAGGAGUUCCUCGGACGGGCACUGUCCAGGACCAGAGCCGGUGCACUAGUGGCUUCGUGCGACCCAGGUACUGUACAGCCGUUCGUACAGAGUUUGGCAGCAGAGGGCUUUGUUAUUCAAUGAAGGUCUGUCAUUUGGUAAACGCGGUGGUGAGGAAAUGAGUGUGUAGUUAGAUAGUGAUCGAUUAGGGA